UGACAGUUCUUUUUGAUUCAGCGGUGGUUCUUUUGAGAUCACAAUGGCUAAACCGAAAGGUGAGCGAAAAGGUAAAUCCGCGAUCAAUGAAGUUGUUACGCGUGAAUACACGGUAAAUUUACACAAACGGCUUCAUGGUGUUGGCUUCAAGAGACGAGCACCUCGUGCGAUAAAAGAAGUACGCAAGUUUGCUGAACAACAAAUGGGUACCCCAGACGUUCGUGUGGAUACCAGGCUAAAUAAGUUCCUUUGGUCAAAGGGUGUCAGAAAUGUUCCCUUCAGGGUUCGUGUAAGGCUAUCUCGCAGACGCAAUGACGAUGAGGAUUCAGCACACAAACUAUUCACACUGGUUACCUACGUGCCUGUUGCAUCCAUUAAGGGCUUGCAAACAGAGAAUGUUGACGCUAGCCAAGAAUAAACAUUAAGUUAAGCAUA
Maniola jurtina (meadow brown) is the source of this 435-nucleotide messenger RNA. It is a transcript of the gene RpL31, whose product is annotated as 60S ribosomal protein L31. Gene Ontology annotation, cellular component: cytosolic large ribosomal subunit; ribosome. Gene Ontology annotation, molecular function: structural constituent of ribosome. The coding region runs from base 44 to 418 and encodes 124 amino acids. Lineage: Eukaryota; Metazoa; Arthropoda; Insecta; Lepidoptera; Nymphalidae. Gene Ontology annotation, biological process: cytoplasmic translation. The transcript is spliced from 3 exons. The record is from RefSeq and is a predicted model, not a curated record.